AGCGUUGCAACGGCAAGCGUGCUUUUUGGUCAGCCUGCUGCUUGUAAAAAUUGUGUAUACCUAACGACGCAAUUAAUACAUAAAUUGAGAAAAUAUAGAAAAGCACAUUACAUUAGAAGCUGUGACCACCUAUAUAAAUAAAUAUAUACAAAUUCAACAUGCCCCGCUAUCGUGAAUGGGAUCUAGCCUGCAAAGUCUACGUGGGCAAUUUGGGCUCAUCAGCCUCAAAAUAUGAGAUUGAAAAUGCAUUCAGCAAAUACGGACCUCUACGCAAUGUGUGGGUCGCACGCAAUCCACCAGGUUUUGCCUUUGUUGAGUUUGAAGAUCGACAUGAUGCUGAGGAUGCAACCCGUGGACUAGAUGGCACACGCUGUUGUGGAACACGCAUACGUGUAGAAAUGUCUUCGGGCCGCUCACGCGAAGGACGCGGCGGUGGUGGCGGCGGCGGCGGAGGAGGCAGGCGUGGUGGACGCAGUGGUAGCGGAGGCGGUGGAGCUGCUGCUCGCGGUGCUGAUGCUGGCGGACGUUACAGGAUAAAGUCUACUUCUACUACAAGCACAACAAGAACAACAACAGCUACUACUACUACUAGAACUUCUACUACUCCUCCUCUUCCUUCAACAAGUACAACUACUACAACAACAACUACAACUUCACGUCUCAUAACUACUACAACAACAGCAACAAUAGCUCCUGCUCCUCCUAUUACAACACACAUUUUACCACCACCAACAACUACAACAACAUCAACAAAAACAACAACACUACCAACAAAAUUCCUCGGCUUUAUGUUGCCAAUUGCCAAUUUCAACAAAUACGAUAUAUUCCGCUGACUGCAACAACAACAAAAACAACAACGACAGCAACACAUCACAUGAACUACAUCAUAGCACAAAUAAAAACAACAACAAUAACACACGCUCCUCUUUGCAAGCCCCCCAAAAAUGUGAAAUGCAUUUAUAUACAAGCUGUGCGCAAUUAACAGCAACGGGCUGUGCCGUCACUCAUCAGCUCAGCAACUGUCUGCAACAGCAACAAGAGCCUCAGCAGCGUCAUCAUCAACAUCAACAACAACUACAAUAAUACAGUCUCUUACUCACACACUCAUUCAUACACACACACAUACAUACAUAAAAACACACUCAUACUCACUCAUUUAACCAAUGUGAUUGAGGCCAGUUAAAUGGGCAAAUGUACGAGCAGCCAGUUGUCGCUACAUCACCAACAAUUACAACAGCAACCACGACUACAAUAAUAAUUAUUAUUAUAAUAAUAACAGCAAGAAGAAGCAAACUUCAAUUAUCAUCAUUAGCUUUCUCAUAUAACACUUAUCACCACCCACAUCACAACUAUUUACAUCUACAACAAACCCACCAAUACCAAUUACAACAACAGCAAGAAAUACAACAACAAGCAAGAGCUACAACUGACCACCUCAGCCUAAAAUCAGCAGCAAGCAAUCAAACAAUUUUUAACUCCAACUACACCAACCAAUAUCAAACAAUCAAUCAACCAACCAACCAAUCAACCAAGCAAGCAACCAAUCAACCAAUAUAUCAAGCAACCCACCAAAUAAAUAAUCAAACAGUCAACGCUUUCAACAACAGCCAGCUAGACAACUUCAAAUCAACUUCAGUCUUCAGUUAUCAACGCCUCUCAGCGUGUUAAUGAUGCUGCCGCUCAACUCAGCCUUACACCAACCAACCAACCAACCAGCUGCUGCUUCUUCUUCUUCUAGUAUUACUUGCGUCUGUUUUAUGUCCUUCUAUUGAAAACAGCAGCAUCAUCUAGUCAUCUAAAGCAACUACAAGAACAACAGCAACCUAUCAGCCUACAACUACAACAGCUACAACAACAACAACAACUACUACAUGCAUCAGCUGCAAUAUUAAUCAGAGAAACAACAAUAAGUAGUUACAGUUUAGUCCUUUUUCAAAAUCAUCAUUAAUUAACAGCUGCUGUUAAAUUUAGCUUUCGACUCGAGCAUGACUCUUACGAGUUACAUACAUAUAUGUAUGUAAUGUAUGCACCUUAACUUUUCCCUCGUUCGAAGCUGUUACUGCUGGCUCACUUGCAUCAAAAUCAGAACUCACAUCUUCAAAACAUUGUGCUGCAACUUCAACAACAGCUACUCCAACAACAACAGCAACAACAACAACCGCAAAAAUCUCACCAACCACUUCAACUUCGUCUAUCACGUGAGCUAUAUAUGAACUUAUAUAGCGUAUGUAAGCAUUUAACACGCAGAAAGCAAAACUUAACAAUUAGC
Drosophila busckii is the source of this 2269-nucleotide messenger RNA. RefSeq names its product RNA-binding protein 1 (gene Rbp1-like). Lineage: Eukaryota; Metazoa; Arthropoda; Insecta; Diptera; Drosophilidae. Bases 159 to 833 code for a protein of 224 amino acids. The transcript is spliced from 3 exons. Gene Ontology annotation, molecular function: RNA binding. The record is from RefSeq and is a predicted model, not a curated record. Gene Ontology annotation, cellular component: nuclear speck. Gene Ontology annotation, biological process: mRNA splicing, via spliceosome.